This is a messenger RNA of Cooperia oncophora, 300 nucleotides long. NCBI's taxonomy places the organism in Eukaryota, Metazoa, Nematoda, Chromadorea, Rhabditida, Trichostrongylidae. The record is from the annotation of a GenBank genome assembly.
AUGGCAUCAUCUUUGAAGACGAAUGGUAUAUUUCCUGGGGAUCCGAUCGUGUUCGCGUCGGCAUCGAAGCCGAAGAGAACAUGGGCAAAAACGAGGAUGUUGAUGAGAUCAGACGGCACCCCAAUAGUCGCUCAAUGUUACACAACCCUUACAGCCUUUUUCGAGCUGAACCGAAGGUGUAGCCAUCUUGGAGGAAGUUUGCCCAUCGAAUGCUGUCUAUUCACUGAACCAUCAGUGCUAUCAAUUGCCAGAGCACCUAACUUUCAACAUUCGAUGGGGAUGGACACCGAGAAAAUGUAG